AUCUGUCCUGCAGCAGGCGCGGGGGUUCCAGUUUAUCGUCGAAAUGGCGGAGACCGGAGACAGAAUGGAGGUUUCACAGGGAGAGAGCUCAGUUAAGCCUGCAGCAGAAGACAUGACCUCCAAGGAUUACUACUUUGAUUCCUAUGCACAUUUUGGUAUCCAUGAGGAGAUGCUAAAGGAUGAGGUUCGCACUCUGACAUACAGGAACUCCAUGUUCCAUAACAAGCAUCUGUUCAAGGAUAAGGUGGUGCUGGAUGUGGGAAGUGGAACUGGCAUCCUCUGUAUGUUUGCAGCCAAAGCUGGGGCAAAGAAAGUUAUUGGGAUUGAGUGCAGCAGCAUAUCCGACUACGCUGUGAAAAUUGUGAAGGCCAACAAGUUGGAUCAUGUUGUUACCAUCAUUAAAGGCAAGGUGGAGGAGGUGGAGCUUCCCGUGGAGAAAGUAGACAUUAUCAUCUCUGAGUGGAUGGGCUACUGUCUCUUCUAUGAGUCCAUGCUUAACACUGUCAUUUAUGCAAGGGACAAAUGGCUGAAACCUGAUGGUCUGAUCUUCCCUGACAGAGCUACGCUCUACGUCACUGCUAUUGAGGACAGACAGUACAAGGACUACAAAAUUCACUGGUGGGAGAAUGUUUAUGGCUUUGACAUGUCCUGUAUCAAGGAAGUGGCUAUUAAGGAACCACUAGUGGAUGUUGUUGACCCUAAACAGCUUGUUAGUACUGCCUGCCUCAUCAAGGAGGUGGACAUCUACACAGUGAAGAUUGAGGACUUGUCCUUUACAUCACCAUUCUGCCUGCAGGUGAAAAGGAAUGACUACAUCCAUGCGCUGGUCACGUACUUCAACAUAGAGUUCACUCGCUGCCACAAGAGGACUGGCUUCUCUACCAGCCCAGAGUCUCCUUACACUCACUGGAAGCAGACAGUGUUUUAUCUUGAUGACUAUCUGACGGUAAAGACUGGAGAAGAGAUAUUUGGCACCAUCAGCAUGAAACCUAACGUCAAGAAUAAUAGAGAUCUCGACUUUAAUGUCGACAUCGACUUCAAGGGUCAGCUAUGUGAAGUGUCCAAGACAUCAGAAUACAGAAUGCGCUAGAUUCCUCCUUUAGUGUGUGUGUGAGAGUGAGGCAAAUCGGAGAGCCGUAUAUGUUUGUGUGUGUGACCAUGUUCUCUUUGUUCUAUGACAACGUAUGACAGACAUUUAAAAAAAAAAAAAAAGAAUUCUUGUGAAAUAUUGUCUGAUGUGGAGGAUUUGUGAGUUCUUGAACAUUUUUAAAUGAAUGACUUGGUUUCAUAAAUACGCCAGGGGGGACUCAAAGCAUUUUUUUAUUGUGCAAUAUUUUUAUGUACAAUUCUUUUUGGCCCAGUUUUUCCAAAUUUUAGGUGUACCAUCUAGCUUCAGUGCUCCCUUAGGUACAUGCUUGCACACACAUGCCUGCUUUCUUUUGCCUGUGAGUCUGUUGGAGGGCAGUCUCUUUGGCUGAAUUGUUAGUGUAUAUGGCUUCAUGCCAUCCAUAUUUGUUUGUUUGUUUUUUGUUUUUUUUCUUGCAUAAGAAAAACAGUAGGAGUCUCCUGUGUCAGUUUCUGCCCUACUAUGUCAGCAUGCCUGUUGGUUACUGUAAGAACUGUAAAUCAACUAAUUCUAUCUGGUAAAGUCAGCAUCCUCCUUGUAGGUAAAACCUGUUGUCUCGUUUCACUAUGGGCUUGAGCUCUGCCCUGUGACUAGUUGGCUGAGUCCAUAACAUUUUGAAUUUCUGCUCUGUACUUUGUCCGUUACAAAGAGUAGAAGGUGUUUAGGCAUUUCUUUUAGACCAUCAGUAGAGGGUGCCCCAAGCUCUCCAUUUUGUCUUCUGUGGAGGAAAGUUUUUAUUCAUCUAGUGCUCCUUUGUCCUCAUCAGUUACCAUAAGUUUUUUUUAACAUACUUUUGUGGCACAAUCAGAGGAUAAUAUUGAAUUAUGGAUGAGGCAACCUAGUAAUUGCUUGUGUAACUCAUAGGUGGUGUUAAUGAGCACUAUUUUAGAUCUGUUGACUUUUUAAUGUCACUGAGGAGAAGAAAAAAAAAUCAUUCAAUGAAUGACUUUUUAGUUAAGCUUAUCUGCUGCUUUUUUGCACUGUAAGCACUUAAAACAAGUUUCUCAGACUCGGACCUAUAGUUUUAUUCUGGUAAGGAAACCUUCAGACUAAAUAGUGUUUUCAGUCGAGGGUGAUGCUUUCCUGUGUUUGAGUAACUUUACAUUGGCCCAUAUUGUGACUCAAUUUCUCAUAAUUUUUGCGGAGUACUACAGUGUUUUUUGUCCAGGAGUGCGAGUUCACGUGUUUUGUGUUUAGCACUGGUGUGGGUUAUUAACAGACAGGCAUUUGUCCAUUUAGGAAGUGUAUUUUUCAUUCUUUUUUGAAAUAAAAACAAUAAAUUGGAA
Messenger RNA from Myxocyprinus asiaticus (Chinese sucker), 2412 nucleotides. It is a transcript of the gene prmt1, whose product is annotated as protein arginine methyltransferase 1. Gene Ontology annotation, cellular component: nucleus. Lineage: Eukaryota; Metazoa; Chordata; Actinopteri; Cypriniformes; Catostomidae. The transcript has 10 exons. Bases 44 to 1090 code for a protein of 348 amino acids. Gene Ontology annotation, molecular function: protein-arginine N-methyltransferase activity. The record is from RefSeq and is a predicted model, not a curated record.